CAUCCAUUUGUCACGUCACUGCUCUUUCUUUCUCAUAUGCUGGACCUGGUGAAAGGCGCUCGCUCAUAGUCAUCACAAGUUUUGUUCGGCUUCGAAUUAUUCCUUGAUUUGAAGGCUUAUAUCAGUGACAGGGAGUGGUACGCGCUACUUUGUUUCCAUCAUAUCUAAUCGCACGAUUAUGGCUCAGAGUUGCAUAUAGAGUAUUUGUGCAGAAUGGCUGCAACCAGGACUCAAGUUAGUAGCUUCUCUCGCAAUUUGUCUGCUGAAACAUCUCACAAUCCUGGACUUAAGCAUGGCCCUAAUGGGACAAUGUUCAUAUCAUCUGGGAUUCCUGAUCUAGACAAGAUUUUAGGUGGUGGUUUUCCUCUGGGUAGCCUUGUCAUGGUUAUGGAAGAUGCAGAAGCACCUCAUCAUAUGCUUCUACUGAGAAAUUUUAUGUCUCAAGGACUUGUACACAAACAGCCACUUUUGUAUGCCAGUGCAUCAAGAGACCCAAAAGGAUUUCUUGGUACUUUACCUAGUCCGGCGUCAUCCAAAGAGGAUAAAUCUCGGGAUCUUAACCAUGAAAAGGAUCUAAGAAUUGCUUGGCAGUACAAGAAGUACUUUGGUGAGCCUCAGCUAAAUAUUAACACUAAUAAUGGUGUUCAACAUUAUUAUUGCAAUGAUUUUGACUUGCGUAAGCCCCUGGAUAGGCAAUUUUUUAGUGGCAUGAAUGUAGAUUGUGUUAGCAUGCAAGAUUCUCCAAAUCUUGCUGCUCUCCAAGAUCGUUGUGCUGGAUUUGUAGCUCAAUUCUCAAGAAAUGAAGGCAGCACUUCUUCUGUCGGUCGUAUUGCAAUUCAAUCAUUCUGUUCUCCACAAUGCAAAUAUUCAAACAUGGAGUGGCAUAUGCUUUCCUUUAUUAGGUCCCUAAAAGGCAUGACCCGAUCUUCAAAUGCUGUUGUCGUUGUAACCUUAACACCUUCACUUCUUUCUCCAUCUUGUUCAAAAAGAUUGCAACAUAUGGCAGACACCUUGCUUUCUGUUAGAGCACUUCCAGAUGAGGACAAGGAACUGGCGAAACUCCUCACUGGUUACCAGGACAUGGUUGGGCUUUUAAAUGUACAUAAAGUUACGCGGUUCAAUACGCAGGUUCCUGUGAUUCUCGAGGCCUCAACAUUCUCAAUAAAAUUGCAAAAGCGGAGGUUUUUGGUUUUAGAAUGUCUAAAUCAAGCUCCAGUUGACGGUUCAAGUGGGAGUUCGUAUGGCACAUCAGGUAGUUGUUCAGGGUCAACUAAAGCUGGACUACUAGAUUUUUAGACUAUACAUCAUUUAUCACUGAAGAUUUGUGUCAACAAAAAUACCCUAGCAAUAGUUAGUCAGACCCAAUAUGCUAUUCUUAGCGCAUGAGAUGUAGCCUUUUAUUUUUUAAUUUCUCCUUUCUUUUUGUUCUUUUGAUCAACUGGUUUCACCAUUAGUUAAUUUGCAAUAUACAAAUAUUUUCUGUA
Molecule: messenger RNA, 1484 nt
Organism: Gastrolobium bilobum
Lineage: Eukaryota; Viridiplantae; Streptophyta; Magnoliopsida; Fabales; Fabaceae
Product: elongator complex protein 4-like
Exons: 9
Coding region: 214-1296 (360 amino acids)
Biological process (GO): tRNA wobble uridine modification
Cellular component (GO): cytoplasm; transcription elongation factor complex; elongator holoenzyme complex
Source: RefSeq, a predicted model, not a curated record